AUGUUAUGGAACAGAUAAGCUACAAAUUCAAAUUCAAGAAGGACAAGAUUGAACAGCCUGAAAGCUACCUUGGAGCGGGUGUCAAAAGAAAGGUUUUAGACGGUCAGCACAUGUGGACUAUGUCCAGUUAUGACUAUGUUACAGCUGCUGUGAAGAACGUCAAAGCAACCCUGAAAGACAAUCAGAGGUGGAACUUACCAAAGAAAGCCGUCACUCCAAUGAAUAGCGAUUAUACACCAGAGCUCGACGGUUCAAGUGAGUUAAACGCACAUGACCACACAUACUUUCAAGAAUUGAUUGGGGUCUUAAGGUGGGCCACGGAGAUCGGACGCGUUGAUAUUCUACUGGAAGUUUCUCUUUUGAGUCAAUACCAGGCAGGACCAAGGGAAGGACACAUGGAACAAUUGUUGCGGAUUUUUGCCUACUUGGAUCAACACCCAAAGAUGACCCUAUACUUUGAUUGGAGAAUCCCAAACGCAGAUUUUUCUGGAGUCAAGUCAUCGUACAAAGAGUUCCGUACUCUAUACAGAGAUGCUGAGGAACAAUUACCAUCAAACAUGCCAAAACCAGGAGGUAGGCGAGUGGGAAGCUUGGCAUAUGUUGAUGCCUUGCAUGCAGCAAACAAGAAGACUUGUAGAUCGCAUACCGGCUAUGUCAUCUUCUUGAAUAGGGCACUUUUGGGGCUGAAUUCAUUGCUCUGA
Molecule: messenger RNA, 701 nt
Organism: Cylindrotheca closterium
Lineage: Eukaryota; Bacillariophyta; Bacillariophyceae; Bacillariales; Bacillariaceae
Source: the annotation of a GenBank genome assembly